AUGAAUCUCCCACAAGGUAAGAAGAACAAGUACUCCUUCUAUGAUUAUCCCAUUAAUAAGAAACCAGUCAAAGAAAAUAGAGAUUGUCCUUUAUCUGCAACGAAAUACAUAGAGUACUCGAGGUCGCUGUUUGGGAGACAAGGUUUCACAAUCAACCUGAUCUUGCUACGACCCAAGAGCCGUGGGGCAGUCUUCCUCAGAUCAAAACACCCUCGUGAUCUUCCUGUAAUCGACCCUAACUAUCUCAGUCACCCGGACGACCUCCACACUCUUGUCAAUGGUAUCAAGAAGUUAAUGAUCCUCGGCAACACAACUGCUCUCAGAUCUCGACUCAAGUCAAAGUUCCACGAAAAGCCUGUACCAGGGUGUGAGGGGGAGAAAUUCGGGUCGUUCAGGUACUUUGGAUGCUACAUACAACACAUGUCCUCCUCCUUCUGGCAUCCAACUAGCACCUGCAAGAUGGGUCCUUCCUCUGAUCCCCUUGCUGUUGUCAGUCACAGACUCAGGGUUCACGGUGUCUCCGGGCUACGGGUAGUGGAUGCCUCCAUUAUGCCCGUCAUCGUCUCAGGCAAUACCAAUGCUCCAACUCUUAUGAUCGGAGAGAAGGCCGCCGAUCUCAUUAAGGAGGACUGGAAUGAGUCUGGACAUAGAUGA
Cherax quadricarinatus is the source of this 654-nucleotide messenger RNA. NCBI's taxonomy places the organism in Eukaryota, Metazoa, Arthropoda, Malacostraca, Decapoda, Parastacidae. The record is from RefSeq and is a predicted model, not a curated record.